AUGAAUAGUAACAUUUUUUUCCCCGUAGAUCUACUUUCAUUUCUCAAUGAAAAGAAUAAAGUUUGCCUGGUUACUUUGGAUUUUGCAGGCUUAAGUACUGACUGCGUUGAUUUGGAGAAAAAAUACACGCAAAUCAAAAAAAUAAUGGUUGAUUUAUUGCCGUACACCAACACAAUUCAUGAAUAG
Molecule: messenger RNA, 186 nt
Organism: Mycotypha africana
Lineage: Eukaryota; Fungi; Mucoromycota; Mucoromycetes; Mucorales; Mycotyphaceae
Exons: 2
Coding region: 1-186 (61 amino acids)
Source: RefSeq, a predicted model, not a curated record